Sporothrix brasiliensis 5110 is the source of this 564-nucleotide messenger RNA. RefSeq lists its product as uncharacterized. Bases 1 to 564 code for a protein of 187 amino acids. The transcript has a single exon. NCBI's taxonomy places the organism in Eukaryota, Fungi, Ascomycota, Sordariomycetes, Ophiostomatales, Ophiostomataceae. The record is from RefSeq and is a predicted model, not a curated record.
AUGGACUCGCAGUCGCCUCCGCCGCCUCCUUCCACUGAGGUCGGCACGCCAUCAUCAUCGACGCCUGCCGCCGGCAAGAAGACGUUUGGCGAGCGCUUCCACGAGCUGCUCUACCCACUGGCCAUUGCCGUCAUAUCCUUUGUCGUUUCGUUUGUUGUCGGCGUCGGAGCGGCUACGGCCGUCGCCUCCGGACUGGCCUCCCGUCUCCUGGCUCUGGUUGACGACGCCAUCGCCUACGGCUGGCAGCUCGUGGACGUCUACCAAAGACUGGGCCUGGUCGCCGCUGGCGCCACCUUUGCCAAUGCCGUGGCCUCUGCGGUCGACAAUCGGCUCGAGGAAGUGACCGCGCAGUACAAACCGGCGAAUCUCGACUCGGUGAUCAAGACACUGCUGGUGGGCGACCGCAAGGACGUGGCGGCGUACAAGCAAUAUCCGUUCCUGGGCAUGAUCUUGGUGCCGCUCAUGGCAACGGUUUUGUUUUUCUUCAUGUGCGGUGUCCGCGUUGUCCGCAACCUGCAGGGCUACAAGGCGUUGGUGGACGCCGCAGGCAAGUUGAAGCAGUAG